AGACGUUCCGGGCGUUUGCUUUUUCCUCCCCCUCCCGUCCCCCAACCCCCGCGCCCUUCAUCCGCUCUCAUUGGCUGCUCUGCUGCCCUGAUCAACCCUCCAACAGAAAGACCAGGAUCCAGUCAUAUCUCAAUGGACCCCAGGGGCAUCUUGAAGGCAUUUCCCAAGCGGAGGAAAAUUCAUACCAGUCCAUCAUCAAAAGCACUUGCAAAGAUUCCCAAGAGGGAAGAUGGAGAAGAAGCAGGAGAGUGGCUGAGCUCCGUGCGGGCACAUGUUGUGCCCACUGGCAUUGGGCGAGCCCGAGCAGAACUCUUUGAGAAGCAGAUUGUCCAGCAUGGUGGCCAGCUAUGCCCUGCCCAGGCCCCGGGGGUCACUCACAUUGUGGUGGAUGAAGGCAUGGACUGUGAGCGAGCCCUGCGCCUCCUUAGACUGCCCAGGCUGCCCCCAGGUGCUCAGCUGGUGAAGUCUGCCUGGUUGAGCUUGUGCCUGCAGGAGAGAAGGCUGGUGGACACGGCAGGAUUCAGCAUCUUCAUCCCCGAGAGGUACCUGGAUCAAGCACAGCUCAGCAAGGCAGGCAAUGACUCCUCUACUUCCCCUGGAGCCCGUGAGACUCCGCUCAGGACAGCCCUCUCUCCUCCCUCUCCUCCCACCAGACCUGUAUCUCCUUCUGAGAGGACAGAGGAGUUUGCGAGCAUCCAAGCACAGCCCGGCUCUGAUGGUGACACCAGUGAUGGGGAAGAGACCCAGGUUAGUGCAGCUGAUCUGGAAGCCCUGAUCAGCGGCCGCUACCCCACCCCCCUUGAGGAAGAUGGAGAGCCUAGCCCAGCCCCCAAGGGCCUGGAUAAGUGGGUCUGUGCACAGCCUUCAAGUCAGAAGGCGACCAACCACAACCCCCACAUCACAGAGAAGCUGGAAGUGCUGGCCAAAGCCUACAGUGUUCAGGGAGACAAGUGGAGGGCCCUGGGCUAUGCUAAAGCCAUCAAUGCCCUCAAGAGCUUCCACAAGCCUGUCACCUCCUACCAGGAGGCCUGCGCUAUACCCGGGAUUGGAAAGCGGAUGGCUGAGAAGAUCCUAGAGAUUCUGGAGAGUGGGCACCUGAGGAAGCUCGACCACAUCAGCGAAAGCGUGCCUGUCUUACAGCUCUUCUCCAACAUCUGGGGAGCUGGAACCAAGACUGCCCAGCUGUGGUACCAUCAGGGUUUCCGGAGCCUAGAAGAUAUCCGAAACCAAGCCUCUCUGACUACCCAGCAGGCCAUUGGUCUGAAGCAUUACCAUGACUUCCUGGACCGCAUGCCCAGGGAGGAGGCUUCAGAGAUCGAGCAGACAGUCCGGGAAGCAGCUCAAGCCUUCAACCCCGGGCUGCUGUGCGUGGCCUGUGGUUCGUACCGACGCGGAAGGGCAACCUGUGGUGAUGUGGACGUGCUACUCACCCACCCGGACGGCCGGUCUCACCAAGGCAUCUUCAGCCGCCUUCUGGACAGCCUCCGGCAGCGAGGGUUCCUGACGGAUGACUUGGUGAGCCAGGAGCAGCACGGCCAGCAGCAGAAGUACCUGGGCGUGUGCCAGCUCCCAGGGCCAGGGAGGCGGCACCGACGCCUGGACAUUAUCGUCGUUCCCUACAGCGAGUUUGCCUGCGCCCUGCUCUACUUCACCGGCUCUGCCCACUUCAACCGCUCCAUGCGGGCGCUGGCCAAGACCAAGGGCAUGAGCCUCUCGGAGCAUGCCCUCAGCACGGCUGUGGUCCGGGACGCCCAUGGCCUCAAGGUGGGGCUUGGCCGGGUGCUGCCCACCCCCACCGAGAAGGAUGUCUUCAGGCUCUUAGGCCUGCCCUACCGAGAACCAGCUGAGCGGGACUGGUGACCCAUGGCUGGGGGAGGGGGUGUCAAGCGGGACCAUCCCUCCAGCCUCACCAGGCUGAACCUCACUACUUCAGCCACCACCUCCUCUGGCCUGAUGGAAAGGGCCAGCCAGCUUCCAGGGUCUGCCCAGCCCUCUCCCCGCCAGGAGCAGGCUGCUGCCCCGUCUGCCUCACCAUUGCCCCUGCCCCAUUUGAAGCAGGAGCUGGUGCCUGGUUUGAAGCGAGCUUCCUGUGCUAAAGGCCCAGGUGUCCCUAGAAGUGGGAUGGGGGCUGUGGGGAGAGGCACGCAGCUGUAGCCCAGCAUCACCUAAGACCCUUCAGAACAGGAGAAUGAGCCACUCCACGUGCCCUCCCUCUGGCCACCCCACUUCCUGUGCAGCUGGCAGUGUGGAGAAGAGGCACCCCAGGUUCAAUGAGGACCGCAUUUGAAGGCUAAGGGGCCCAGUAAAGUGCACUUGACAUUCAA
This is a messenger RNA of Sus scrofa (pig), 2324 nucleotides long. RefSeq names its product DNA polymerase lambda (gene POLL). The record is from RefSeq and is a predicted model, not a curated record. Gene Ontology annotation, biological process: double-strand break repair via nonhomologous end joining. NCBI's taxonomy places the organism in Eukaryota, Metazoa, Chordata, Mammalia, Artiodactyla, Suidae. Gene Ontology annotation, molecular function: DNA-directed DNA polymerase activity; DNA binding. Gene Ontology annotation, cellular component: nucleus.